Aspergillus heteromorphus CBS 117.55 is the source of this 1540-nucleotide messenger RNA. Its product is annotated as thioredoxin domain-containing protein. NCBI's taxonomy places the organism in Eukaryota, Fungi, Ascomycota, Eurotiomycetes, Eurotiales, Aspergillaceae. The transcript has a single exon. Bases 373 to 1098 code for a protein of 241 amino acids. Gene Ontology annotation, cellular component: cytoplasm. The record is from RefSeq and is a predicted model, not a curated record.
GGCCUUCCCAAAUUGCUGUUAGUUACUACUACUCAUCAUACAGUGAGAGUGAGUGACUUUGGAGUUGAGUGUCUGUUUUGGCUGGCCUCAACAUUGGUUUCACCCCCCUUCCCCCCCCCACUCCUCUUCUGGCCCACUCCUCUUCUGGCCCACUUCCUUCUGGCCCACGGAGUACACUUUCCCUUGCCCCUCCAGUCUCUCUUCCCAGCAUUGCAUUUCAAUUCUUCUUCUACCUACCUUUCAACUCCCCAACCCCCCAACCCCCUUUUUGCCAUUCAUCUCCCAUCGCAAGGCAUAAUCCAAUCAGUCUCGCACACGCGCCAGUCGACUAGGAGCCGCGUCGCCCAGCUCCCGCCUAGCGCAUUCACUUCUAUGGACCGAGACGUCGAGGGCAACCACCCUGCAAGAGACCGGGGCGACACCAGUGCUGAUGACGACGCCUUAUUUGAGGCCCUGGAGAAUGAAGAUGAUGCCGCCUAUCGAGCGCACCGUAUCGAGCAGCUGAAUGCUGAAUUUUCCUCAACUCAAAAUAGCAGAGCCCGCAACACUUCUGCACCCACGACCGCCGUUGUCCAGGACACCCCCUAUCCGACCCUCACAAGCGACCAAGCCCUUUUGGACUUCACCACCCAUACUCACAGGUGUGUGAUUCACUUUGCGCACCCGGAUUUCGCGCGCUGCGGUACCAUGGAUGAGCACAUUCGAGCGUUGGCGGUGCGGCACUACGAGGUGCGGUUUGCACGGGUGGAUGUGCGGGAUACUCCAUUUGUGGUGGAUAAGCUUAAGGUCAGGGUACUUCCUUGCGUGAUCGGCUUCAAGGAUGGUGUAGGGGUCGAGCGCAUUACUGGGUUCGAAGGCCUUGGAUCCGGGGGACGGGAUGGGACCGACAGGUUCAGUACCGCAACUCUUGAGAAAAGGCUCAUUUGGAAGGGAAUUCUAGCCCAGGAAAAGUUCGAGGGUGGAGGUGAUGCCUCGGAGUCGGAAGAAGAUAGCGACCGUGGGGACAGCCGAGGGCAAAUUCAAGGGAGACGAGCAAUCCGGAGUGGGAAUGCCAGGAACUACUAUAAAGACAGCGACGACGACGACGACUGGGAUUGAACCGAACGGCUAUGACAUUACGGUCUUGCGGUUUCGCAAACACGAACCCGUUCUCAACCACGGGAUGCGCCGUGAGGUUGAAGAGUCCGUCCAAGCUGGAAUAGAACACAAGACCUUUGAAUUGAAAUCGAAAAUCCAGCACAUGGGUGCAGUUAGUGUGCGAUGGCACUAGACUGUCUGCACUAUAAUUGUUCCCAGACAUGAUUCAACGAAACGCCUCAACUUCAGGUGUUGUCUGCGAGGCUCUGGAUCCGACUUGCUGUUAUUCGAUGCCCGUUGGUACAGGAAGUUGGUCUCAUGCAAAAAUAUUGACAAAGCCAAGGUCGAUGCGGUCAUCUAUGGCGGAUCAAAUCUAGCAUUUGUACAGAAUAGACCAGUAGGCUUAGGAUCAAAAACCAAGUAAGGAGUGCACCAGUGGGCUGAAGUAGUCCUAAAUCAGAGU